AUCCGCAGCUGAGACAUCCUGUUGUCCUUUUGGGAGCUUUUAAAAAAAUAAAUAGCUUAUAAUAGCCAAAGUGCCUUUAAACGCACCAUGAAGCCGCAGCUGGCUGGGACCAGAGCAGCCGGAUCGGAGGUGGCUCCGUCUCUGCAGGAGGAGCUGGCUGCAGCCAUCCACGGGGCGUUUGAAGUGGCUGUGGAGAUCGCAGUACGAGAGGUGACGAAGCUUGUAGGUCAGGCGACAGAAGACGUCUAUGCAGAGAUGCGACGAGAGACAGAGUCCCUCAAAGAGAGGCUGCAGAGGGCUGAAGGUCUGCUGGAGGAGAGAGGUGGUGGAUCUCUGUCUGCAGAGGACACUGAUCAAGCUUUACUCCAUCAGUACAAUCAGAUGAACUCCAAUCCCAAAGUGCACGGCUGCUCGGGGGUCAGAGGGGACUCACACCAGCCUCCUGAGCACCAACACAAGCAGGAGGAGCAGAGGUCAGACUGUGAUGGAGAGACUCAACAUGACAGUGAUGGUGCUUCAGAGGGACAUGGAGGUGAUGGAUGUGCUGUUGCUUGUGAUGCCUUGACUCAAGCAGUCAGUGAAGAGAUCUCUCGUCUAUGUGAGGUGAGGGUAGAAAGCGUUCACCAGCCGUGUGCAGAGCUGGCCGCUCAAGAUCACAACUCGCAACCUCUCCCCAGCGUGGAUGGCGAGUCCACCUUAAAGCAGUUUAUUAUAAAGCAGGAAAAGCCGGAGGAGGAGGAGGGAGAUGAUUCGGCUUGCUGUUUAGACUCGAUCAAAGUGGAGGACUUUAGCCCGGAGUGUAUGACAGCGGCCCAGUCCAAAGUGCUGGAAGAGUGGAAACCAGAAGUGCUGGACAUUCAGUGCCGAGACGCAACCGCUUCUCUUUCCUGCAGCAGGCUGGCUCAGGAGUUCCCAAACAUUUUCCAGUUGGCAGAACCAGCACCCGUCCCAGAGGCCACUCAACAGGUUUAUGGAGUCCAUGUUCGAACCAGCCGCAACCUAGGCCACACCUUCACCAACCUCUACGCCUGCAAGUCUUGCGGUCAGACGUUCCACCUGCCCAGCUUGCUGCGGCGGCACCACAGCCAGUGCCAGCAGAGGCUCCAGCAGCUCUGCCAGCAGCCCGCGGACGGAACCAAGAGGACCAGAUUGCAGCUUUACCCGCCGGGCUGCAGCCCCUUCCGCUGCACAGUGUGCAACCGGGAGUUCAACCGCAUGGAGAACCUCAAGACUCACCUGCGCAUCCACACAGGAGAGAGGCCGUACACCUGCUCCGUCUGCUCCAAGUGUUUCAGACACUCCGGGGCGUUAACCAGACACUUCCGCAUCCACACCGGGGAGAAGCCUUACAUCUGCGGACAAUGUGGGAAGUCCUUCAGAAACUGUGGGGGGCUUAAAUUCCACCAGCGUUCACACAGCAAGCAGCUACAGUAGCCACACAUUAUUUUUUAUGUGAGACUGUAAUAGCUUAUAGUUUAUAAGGCUGAAUAUGUUUGUAUCAUUUUUAUUUAAAAGUUUGAAGUAGGAUCAUACUUACUUUAUAAAUAAUUUGCCCACAUACAGAGUGUUGGUAUUUAAUCUCUGGCUGUUCCAUAAACUGUCAGAUAGCAGUGGAACAUUUAAUUACUCUCCUGGCUGCACUGUUUCACAUGUUUCUGACCGGUCUUCCCUUUGAGAUCACAGAUAUUGAUUUAAGAGCUCUCAGUCAGAAAGAAGAACAUUUAAGUGCAAUCAUGUUGAGGUCAAACAUAAAUUAUUGUUACUGAAACAAGUACAGUAAGCUGUAUUUCAGUGAUUUUCUAUGAAUCCUUAUCUUCUCAUUAGUAGAAAAGUAAAAAGACGACAUAGAUGCUGUCGUGAUCAGCCACUACUGUAUACGAUGGCUCAGUAGCAAAAGUGUGGAACCUUUCAGUGUAAAGUGCCAUGUUUUUCUAACUUUUUUUAUGAUGGUUAUACAAGAAAGUUGAAGACCGUUUGUUUCUUAUUCAUGCCAGUAUUGUUGUUCUAAUUUGUUUUCAAAUAUGUAUUUUAUUUGGACAUUAAUUAAAUCAAUUACUUGUGGAAAUUGCUCAGAAAGUGGAUAAAGUAUGUCUCUUUUACUGUACCAAAAUACUAUGAAAGGCUGUGCCUGUGUACCUUGAAAUGGAUACAAUUUCCCUCUCAAUUGAAAACACAGCUUUAAGAUCAGGGGGCUUUACAGUAAAACACAGGUCAUCAAAUGGUCUGCAGUUGAGUUUCUGUUUAGUGUUUGUGUGUGACUUACUG
Messenger RNA from Anoplopoma fimbria (sablefish), 2265 nucleotides. RefSeq lists its product as uncharacterized. The record is from RefSeq and is a predicted model, not a curated record. Gene Ontology annotation, molecular function: RNA polymerase II cis-regulatory region sequence-specific DNA binding; DNA-binding transcription factor activity. The coding region runs from base 88 to 1434 and encodes 448 amino acids. NCBI's taxonomy places the organism in Eukaryota, Metazoa, Chordata, Actinopteri, Perciformes, Anoplopomatidae. Gene Ontology annotation, biological process: regulation of transcription by RNA polymerase II. The transcript has 3 exons.